This is a messenger RNA of Akanthomyces muscarius, 1128 nucleotides long. RefSeq lists its product as uncharacterized. Gene Ontology annotation, biological process: pyrimidine nucleotide import into mitochondrion. The transcript has 2 exons. Gene Ontology annotation, molecular function: pyrimidine nucleotide transmembrane transporter activity. The coding region runs from base 1 to 1128 and encodes 375 amino acids. Gene Ontology annotation, cellular component: mitochondrion. The record is from RefSeq and is a predicted model, not a curated record. NCBI's taxonomy places the organism in Eukaryota, Fungi, Ascomycota, Sordariomycetes, Hypocreales, Cordycipitaceae.
AUGAACCGACAACAGGCCGAGGGGCCCUCGCCCCUGCAGAAGUGGGCGGCCAGAGCCUCAGAGUCGCAGUUUAAUGCUAUCGCCGGUGCGCUCGGUGGUUUUACCUCGGGCGUGGUAACUUGCCCGCUCGAUGUUAUCAAGACCAAGCUCCAGGCGCAGGCCGCCGUCAAGGCUGGCCACUCGCGUAUGUACAAUGGCCUGGUUGGCACGGCCAGUGUGAUCUGGCGAGAAGAGGGUAUUCGAGGCAUGUACCGUGGUCUGGGGCCGAUUGUUCUCGGCUAUCUCCCUACCUGGGCAGUCUGGUUCACAGUGUACAACAAAUCCAAAGUGUACCUGGCCGACUAUCACCACAAUGUCCAUCUUAUAAAUUUCUGGUCUUCUAUUAUUGCAGGAGCUAGCAGCACCAUUGCUACCAACCCGAUCUGGGUAAUCAAGACCCGGCUCAUGUCACAGAGCAACCCCAACGCCCACCGUAACGAUCAUCCCAGGCCCGGCAACACACCAACCGCGCGCCCAACACUACACACAGCCUGGCACUAUCGGUCAACGCUCGAUGCCGCUCGCAAAAUGUACAGCUCCGAGGGCCUCCUCUCCUUCUACUCGGGCCUAACACCGGCACUCCUUGGUUUGACCCACGUGGCGGUGCAAUUCCCAACCUACGAAUACCUCAAGACGAGGUUUACCGGACAAGGCAUGGGUGAGCCAGAGGCCCCUGGCGAGCAGGCCCAUUGGUCUGGUAUCUUGUCCGCGUCAAUAUUAUCCAAGAUUCUCGCCAGCAGCGCAACAUACCCGCACGAAGUGAUUCGCACACGACUUCAAACGCAACGGCGACCCGUAGCAGGCGAGCAGUACCUACAGGGUCUCGGUGUCGCCACACCAGGGGUCCAAGCACAAGCCAACUCUAGCUCGAGUUAUACGCCAAAGUACAAGGGCAUUGUUAUGACCUUUCGCACCAUAUUACGAGAAGAAGGCUGGCGGGCAUUCUACGCCGGUCUCGGAACCAACAUGAUGCGCGCAGUGCCGGCAGCAACAGUGACAAUGCUCACCUACGAGUUUGUCAUGCGCGAGCUGCGACACGCCCGAGCAGAAGGACGUGCCGGCUUGGGGCUGUCGGUGGAACACAAGUGA